UAAGAAAUUGUUGUUUUAGAUUAGAACAUCUUGAAAAUGAAUUUUCUAAAAUUACAGUGCUUUUUAUUGUUGUUAAACUGCUGUACAGUGUACAGUGCAUCUUUACCACGAUCCAAGCGUACUCCGUCUCCAGUGGAGCAGGGCAACGACUGGUUUAAAAGCUUCUACAGUAUGUUUUCUGAAGAUGGCAGAGGUUACUCCUACAGUACAGUUGAGGACCCUAAGGUCUCAUCACUCGAAGAGGCUCUUCAAAAUUUGAAAAAUCGAGAUGAAAGUUCAAUUCCCAGUUUAAUACCUACUCCAACACCAUAUUCUCCCAAGCCUAGUCGCACAGAAGCUCCCAUCACACCUGCACCUAAACCAGGGAGUCUUUCAAUUCAAGACUUCUUUCCAUCUGUUCCUUCACAGCCUAACGUAAAAAUUGGCGAAACCCCUAAACCAUCUGCGUCUUCAAGUCAAAAAUACCCAAGCCAGGUCCCACAACCUUUUCCUUAUCAACAAAACCAAGACCCCCAAUCUUAUAAAAAUCAACAAUAUCCAACCCAAGACCAGAAUCCGUCUUCAAAUCAGCAAUAUCCUUCACCAGGCCAAUUGCCUCAAUCUUAUCCUAAUCAACAAAGCCAGCUCCCCCAGCCCUCUGCAAAUCAACAAAUCCCUACUCAAAGCUACCUCCCCAAGCCUUCUACAAAUCAACAAUAUCCCUCACAAAGCCAAGUCCCUAAACCUUCUCCUAAUCAAGAAAACCCAUCACAAGGCCAAAUGCCUCAACCUUUUCCUAAUCAACAAAACCCAUCACAAGGCCAAAUGCCUCAACCUUUUCCUAAUCAACAAAACCCAUCACAAGGCCAAAUGCCUCAACCCUUUCCUUAUCAACAAUACCAUUCACAAGGUCAGCUACCCCAGUCUUCUACAUAUCAACAAAACCCAUCCCAAGGCCAAGUCCCUCAACCUUAUCCUAACCAAUAUUAUCAACCAAACAAUUACCAGAGGGGAGAUUAUGCCAGUUCAUCUCAAAACCAUUCUCAGGAAUUUGGUGACAACUCUCUGAUACCUAACAAGAAACCCUCAUCAGGUUUUCCUAAUAAAGAUCCUUCUCAGGGAAUCAGUUUUCCAGCUCCUUCAGGAUAUAGUUUUGAUGCACCUCUGUUCCAGCUUCCUAAAGAAGAAUGCCACACUGACGCAGGAGAGAUUGGAGAGUGCCUGGCUCCCUUUAAUUGUGGAGCUGAAGGUGGCGAACCUGCUGGACUAUGUCAUCAGGGAUUAGAUGCUGCCCACCAUAUUAGAUCCUGCUGUAUAUUUCCUUCAUAUUGUGGUUAUGAAACUAAUAAGGAGGUAUCCUAUCUAACCAACCCUGACUACCCAAAGUCCACUACUCUUCAAAAAGAAGACUGUAUCUUCAAGGUUGACCUGCUUCCUGGAGUUUGCCAGCUUAGAUUAGAUUUCCUCGAGUUUGAGAUGAAGCCUAUGGAGAGAGGAAUAUGCGAGGAUAAGAACUCCUUGAUCAUCUCCUCCACAGAGAAGACCGCCAUGAUUCCUCAGAAACAACUUUGCGGCACAAUUCAUUCAAAUUCCGAACAAGAUCCAGGCUCCAAGCGUCAAAAUGAAUCUCAAAGUCACAGAUUUUCCUUCAAGGUGGAAUAUUCGGAUCAGUCAGAUUUUAUGCGAUGGAGCUAAUUUACAGGCACCAAUGGGCUGCAGCCAGUACUACAAUAUGAACUCAGGAAACAUCAGCAGUUUGAAUAUUAAAGAUGGACAGUAUCCACAAAACUUAAGGUGGAGCUCCUGUAUAAAACGUGACCCAAUGGCCUGUGCUGUGGAGUACAAUCUGAGAAAGUUCUCUCUUGGUGAAACUAAAGCUGGUCCGGGUAGACUUGGAUACGGGUUGACCUGCCAGGACUACUUAGUGAUAAACGGUGAGAAGACAGCACUGUGUGGUGGAUUAAACCAGCCUAGACCCUUGAUAUUCCCAGCUAGUGGUCCUGAAUCUAUUUUCUUCUAUUCCGAUAAUAUAUUUACAAAGGCCGAUGUCGGAUAUAUUAUCGAGUACAAGCAUCACCUGAAUUGUACAGGGCUAACCCACUACAGCUAUCCUUCUAAAAAAUAAUCAAGAAAUCUUGAAACUCCAGUGUGCGCUGUGCAUGUCAUAUUUUUGUGAAUUUAUGAUAUAAAACUUAUGUGAUGGUCUUUCUAAUAAUUUAUACCUCUCGUUUUAAUGUUUAUUUUAUUAUUUAAUCAUUUAUGUUUCAGA
Messenger RNA from Eurytemora carolleeae, 2248 nucleotides. RefSeq lists its product as uncharacterized. The record is from RefSeq and is a predicted model, not a curated record. Lineage: Eukaryota; Metazoa; Arthropoda; Copepoda; Calanoida; Temoridae.